Molecule: messenger RNA, 1970 nt
Organism: Paramormyrops kingsleyae
Lineage: Eukaryota; Metazoa; Chordata; Actinopteri; Osteoglossiformes; Mormyridae
Source: RefSeq, a predicted model, not a curated record
ACAUAAUGCAAAGCAGACAAGGUACAAAUGCACCAGGCUGCACAUAGUGCAAACAAAGUAAAUGUAGUGCCAUCAGAUUUUAAAAAUUGCGCAUAUAAAAUAUCCUGAAAAACGGAAUAUUGUCACCCUAUAGCAUUAUUAUUUGAUAUUAUCAUUUGUUUAAUUAUUAGUUACAAAUUCUGUUACACUGAUUGCAGUAGCUGAAUGCACGUAGUCGUCUACACGGUUGCGUGAGGGUGGUUACGGGCCAGCCGGUACGGGAUUUUACGAUCGGAAGUAUGCUUCUCCCCGCCUGGCUCCGUAGAGCCCCGUGGAGCUCCCGCCGCCAGGGAUUCUGAUGCAGUGCGAACCUUCUCCACAACCACCCUGUCACCACAGAAACUGUGUCCCUCCACAGACACCGUGAGCCCUGGCUGUAGUUCCUUGCAUCGUGUCCCUCGUGCUGCCAUGGGUGGCCAAUGGCUGAGCUGGCUGCUGGUCUGCCUCUGUCUGGUGCGGGGCCGCUGUGGCGGACUGCGGGAUCUGCACACGGAGUUUGCCGUCAGACUCUACCAGGCGCACGCAGACAGGGGCUCCAACCUCAUUGUGUCGCCCCUCAGCGUCUCCAUGGCCCUGGGGCUCCUGCAGUUUGGGGCCAGGGUGCGCAGCCUGGCCCAGCUGGAGGAAGCCCUCGGCUAUAACGUCAAGGAUGUGCAUGUACAGGAGCUCCUGCAACAUGAUUGGGGGGGUGUGGGUAACUCCAGCCGGAGAGUGGCAGUUCGCCUGGCAUGUGCCCUGUUCAUCCAGCACGACAUAUCACUCCUCCCAGCCUUUACCCAACAUGCAUCAGCAUGGGGCAACAGCAGCCUGGUACAAACAAGCUUUAAUCAGCCAAACCAGACUAUCAGCCAACUUGAGGAUUGGAUCCGCAGAAAUGCAGAUGCUGACACUGAGAUGGAUGUACAAUUGCCCAUCUGGAGUGACUCCCCAGAGUGGGCGGGGCCACACAUGGCACUGGUGAGCACACUGGCUUUCCGUAGCAUCUGGCAGAGGUGCUUUCAUCUAGGGGAGGAGCUGCCCUUCACCUUGACUAAUGGCAGUGUCACUAAAGUUCCCAUGAUGCACCAGCUCACAGAGGCCCACUUUGGCCAUUUCCAUACUCCCAUGGACCUGAGGUACAGUGUCCUUGAGCUCCCCUACCUGGGAGGUUACUUUGGUCUUCUGGUGGUCCAGCCCAGUGACAGAAAGAUGCCCCUGUCCCAACUGGAGACACAGCUCAGUGGACAUGCUGUGACCAUGUGGCACUCCAGCCUGCACAGGAUCAAGAUGGACAUCUUCCUCCCUAGGUUCAGGAUCCACAGCAAGUCCAGCUUGAGAUCGGUGCUGCCCUCACUUGGUGUCUCUGACAUCUUCGAUCCCGCAGUUGCAGACUUCACAGGGAUCUCAGCUGAGGAGGGUCUCUAUGUGUCAGAGGCUCUGCAGGAGGCCGUGGUGGAGGUCAUGGAGAAUGGAACCAAGGCAGAGGCAGUCACAGCGGUGGUCCUGCUCAAACGCUCCCGGGCGCCCGUGUUCAAGGCAGACCGACCCUUCCUUUUCCUCCUCAAACAAGUCAGCACAGGUACCAUUCUGUUCAUCGGGCGUAUGCUGAAUCCAGCAGAGCAGAAACUAUGACAGCAAUAAUCAAACUCGCCCCCUCCCCCCCCAAAAAAAACCCCAAAACAAAACAUAAAACCACAGAUAUUCAAUCUGACAGACACUGAAUCAGUUACAGCAGUGUUUCCCACCCCAGUCCUCGGGGACCCCCAAACAGUCCACGUUUUUGCUCCCUCCCAGCUCCUGAUGUGAAAAGUCUGGAGCAAAAACGUGCACUGUCUGUGGGUUCCUGAAGACCGGCUUGGGAAGCACUGAGUCAGUGUGAUAACAGGGGAAGCACUGAGUCAGUGUGAUAACAGGGGAAGCACUGAGUCAGUGUGAUAACAGCUGUAUAAAUA